AUGGUAACUCACGGUUCCUCUUAUGAACUUAUGAGAAACCUAAAGCUCCUAAAUGAGCCCAGCAUAAAUCUGCAAAGGGAUGACCAUUUGCAACUCAUACGUCAAAAUCUCCGUAAGUAUAUAAAAGAGGCAUACGAGAAAAACCAACACGCUUACAACCUUCGAACCAGGCCACGGGCUAUCGAUAUUGGUGAAACGGUAUUCCGUAGAAACUUCUCUCAAAGUAAUCUGGAAAAAAGCUUUAACGCCAAGCUUUCGCCAGUUUUCAUCAAGGCCAAAGUGAAGGAAAAGUUGGGCAAUCUCUACUACGUGUUGGAGGAUGAAGAUGGCAAGCAUUCCGGAACAUAUCAUAGCAAAGACAUUAGGUCCUAA
Molecule: messenger RNA, 372 nt
Organism: Musca domestica (house fly)
Lineage: Eukaryota; Metazoa; Arthropoda; Insecta; Diptera; Muscidae
Exons: 1
Coding region: 1-372 (123 amino acids)
Source: RefSeq, a predicted model, not a curated record